AUGUGGAGCUUUCAAAUCCCUAAUAAGAUAAAACAUUUUGGCUGGCGUGCAUGCACUGAAUCACUCCCAACACUGGCAAACUUGCAUCAGCAAAAAGUGAUAGGGUCACCGUUAUGUAGCAACUGCGACAAAGCAAGUGAAACGGUCCACCACGCUCUUUGGGACUGUGAUAAAGUGUUGGGUUGUUGGGGUCACAGGUUCAAGAAAUUAAGAAGCCAUGAUCAGAGUAUGGGUUCCUUUGUAGACUUGGUUUUCUCGGCAAGGCAGCAGGAAGAAAAUAUGGAGUUAUUCAUGGUUGUCGCGUGGUUAAUAUGGAACAGACGUAACAAAAUGCACUUUAACGAGCAGCACCUACCUCCUGAAAAGAUCCUUGAUGCGGCAACAGCACUGCUCAUUGAGUUCCACGAAAAUUCAGUUGGCAGACUCGAGAGAAAACUGGCUCAGACACAGCGCUAG
This is a messenger RNA of Quercus lobata, 456 nucleotides long. RefSeq lists its product as uncharacterized. The record is from RefSeq and is a predicted model, not a curated record. Lineage: Eukaryota; Viridiplantae; Streptophyta; Magnoliopsida; Fagales; Fagaceae. The transcript has a single exon. Bases 1 to 456 code for a protein of 151 amino acids.